GAGGUCACUGAAGGCAGAAAUAGAAAUGAGCCCUCUGGUGGACGUACGCUGCUGAACGUUUCAUAACAAACAUCAUGGCUAUCCCGUUGGUCAGGAUUUUCUCAAAGUCUUUCAAACAACUCUCUCGUCCAUGGGGGGCAUGCCAGGCAGGAUGGAGGAGCACUUCCUCCAGAUCUGUCCCAGAUGUGGCUUCACACCAUCCCGCCGAGGUGGUCUCCUCUUUCCCUCCACUUCAGACAUACACAGAGGAGGAAGGCAUGAUGAGGGAAGCAGUGAAAAAAUACGCACAGGAGCGCAUCUUCCCACUUGUGUCACAAAUGGAUGAGAAUUCGCAGAUGGAUAAGGAAGUGAUCAAAUCCCUCUUUGAACAAGGUCUCAUGGGCAUUGAGAUCGACCCCGAAUAUGGCGGGACUGGCUCCUCGUUUUUCUCCUCUAUUCUGGUCAUCGAGGAGCUGGCGAAGGUGGAUCCCUCUGUGGCUGUACUAUGUGACAUCCAGAACACUCUGAUCAACACGCUGUUUGUCAAACUCGGUACCCCAGCUCAGAAAGAGAAGUACCUCAAUCGACUGUCAACAGACAUGAUUGGAAGCUUCUGUCUCUCUGAAGCAGAGUCGGGAAGCGAUGCUUUUGCUCUGAAGACGCGUGCUGAAAAGCACAAGGACUAUUAUGUAAUCAAUGGAUCCAAGAUGUGGAUCAGUAAUGCAGAGCAUGCUGGUGUUUUCCUGGUAAUGGCCAAUGUGGAUCUCUCUGCUGGAUACAGAGGCAUCACCUGCUUCAUCGUGGACCGGGACACCGAGGGGCUAGAAAUUGGCAAGAAGGAGAACAAGCUUGGACUGCGGGCCUCCUCCACCUGCCCGCUCAACUUUGACAAUGUCAAGGUGCCAGAGAAGAACAUUUUAGGAGAGAUCGGUCAUGGCUAUAAGUAUGCCAUCGGGAUGUUGAAUGAGGGUAGGAUUGGAAUAGCAGCACAGAUGCUUGGAUUGGCACAGGGUUGCUUUGAUCACACUGUUCCUUACACCAGACAGAGGGUGCAGUUUGGAAAACGUAUCUUUGACUUCCAGGGGAUGCAGCACCAAAUUGCCCAUGUAGCAACACAGAUUGAAGCCGCUCGGCUGUUGACGUACAACGCUGCUCGUCUGAAAGAAGCCGGAAGAACUUUCAUUAAAGAGGCCUGCAUGGCUAAAUACUUCAGCGCAGAGGUUGCCACCCUUACCACAUCAAAGUGCAUCGAGUGGAUGGGAGGAGUAGGCUUCACUAAAGACUACCCUAUUGAAAAAUACUACAGAGACUGUAAAAUUGGUACCAUUUAUGAGGGCACGACGAAUAUCCAGCUGUCCACUAUGGCCAAGUUCAUUGAUAAGGAGUACAAUGUUUGAAACUCUAUGAGCAAAGCCUAAACGAUUGUACUCUGCGAUGUUACACUCCGCAUUUCCCCCCCCAGUGAUUAUAAUGGGAUUGAUCCAGACCAUACUACUAUAGAUUAGUUCUCGUGCAGCAGCUCAUAGUUACUGGUGUUUUGGUUACGUUUCUUCAGGUUUAGAGAUAAAGCUGCUCUGGUUUAAUGAUGUUUAUUUUGCUUUUUGUAUUCAGUGAGCUUUCCAUCGAUUCAAAUACAAUGAGUAACAAACUGUAUAUCAUUUUAAGACCUUUACAACCUUCACCCCACAUUUGUUCUAGGAUUAUUAUUAAUGUAACAGUAACAUAAAUGAUCCAUACAUUUGCAAUGUGGGAGUUAGUUGUUGAAAGCUGAUGAUUAGGAUUAUGUUUUGGUGCCUUCGGAAGAUUUGCGAUUACUGAGAUCAGUGAUGUAAAGGUGUGUGUUCUCUCUGUAUGAUUCUACAUCCUUUUAUGAAGUCAUCUGUAAAGAAUGAUCUGUCAGUACUAUUAAAUGUGAAGUAUGCUGUA
This is a messenger RNA of Maylandia zebra (zebra mbuna), 1905 nucleotides long. It is a transcript of the gene acadsb, whose product is annotated as acyl-CoA dehydrogenase short/branched chain. Gene Ontology annotation, molecular function: acyl-CoA dehydrogenase activity; flavin adenine dinucleotide binding. Gene Ontology annotation, cellular component: mitochondrion. The record is from RefSeq and is a predicted model, not a curated record. NCBI's taxonomy places the organism in Eukaryota, Metazoa, Chordata, Actinopteri, Cichliformes, Cichlidae.